AUGGCCUCCCGGCACCUGGCAAGCGUACUUCGGCGUGGCCUUCGGAGCUUCUCCGCAGCGGGGCCUGGAAGAAACUUCUGGCAGAACAUCAACGAGCAGCAUCUUGCAAAGGAGCUUGUGGAUAUCGGCCGCUGCGGCCGGGAAGGCCCGGCUUCGGACCCCACACUCUUUGAUCCCAAGGUGCGUCUGCGGCCCAACAGACGUCCGUCUCUGGCCGCGGCGGAAUCCGCAGCACGGACCGCCGGCGCCGAGUCCGACGAGGCAAACUUCCAUCGGAGCUCACGGACCAAGCCGUGGCUUCACUAUGAAAGCUUGCGUGGCGCCACGUAUCCCUCAGGUGGUACUGGCCCACGGUGGCAGGACCUUACGCAUGCGGAGGCCCAGCGGUUGCAGGAGAUGUACAUGAAGAAGAAGAUGCUGGACCGCAAGAUCCGGUGGCUGAAACAAAUGGAGCUGCCAAACCCGGAGAGGGAGGCGAAGAAGUCUCUGAAGCUACAGCAGCUGAAGGAGGCCGAGGAGAAGCGCGUUCCUGGCGGUGGUGACAUGUACCCCGUACCUUUUCAGGACAUGCACCCGGGUCACUCGAAGCUCCAACGCCUGGAGGAGGGUGCGCGGCUCCAGGAGCUCGAGAGCCGGUUCCGGGCGCGGAUCCGUCAGCAGAAGCGGGAAAACGCUGCCAUCGUGAAAGCCCACAAGCCGCAGGUGGGUGAGCUCAUCACCGAUCCCAUCGAGCGGCACGUCAAGCGCCGCCUCGUGCGCCAGCGUGAGAAGAUCCACGAGGGAGUGGAGGCCACCCUGCAUGUGAACUCCUCGCAGAUCAUGCACGAACAUCUCAAGGGCGCUGCCGUCUCCAUCGUGCGCAUCCGUGCCCGACGGCCGAGGAGCACGCAAGAGAUACAGUAUAACCUGACGUCGGACCACGACCCCGAGUGGGUCCAGCGCCAGCUCAACAUCCUUGCGCCAAAGCUGCGCUCGCAGCUGGCGGUUAAUGUGAACAUGGGCCAAACACCGAACAUCAAGUUUGUCCCGUAUGCGAAGUCACAGGAAGUGAAGCGCAAGUACCUCUGGCGCUUUGCCAAGGCGAUCAAAGAUCGGAUCCCUGUGGGGGGAGGCGAAGAAGUCAAGACGAGGUGA
Symbiodinium natans is the source of this 1134-nucleotide messenger RNA. The record is from the annotation of a GenBank genome assembly. NCBI's taxonomy places the organism in Eukaryota, Dinophyceae, Suessiales, Symbiodiniaceae.